CAUAAAUCCCCACAUACAUGUUAGACAGCCGCUAGUUGGCUAACGGCAUCAACCGAAACCUACGGAACAGGAGCUUUGUCGACCGGGGGUUACUUCACCUGGCACACCGCACUUAUCCAGCCUUUAAGCAGGGGGGGAAACAUAGUUAAUCCGAAAAUAAGACGUUGAAACCACGAGGGAAAGCGAGGUUUAAUCGAAGGACGGUGUAACACAACGUCUGUCGCUCGGUGGAUUCAGACCGCCAGCUAGCUUUGUUACAACUCCGCGCAUACGUAGUUUUAGCUCGCCAGCCAGCUUACUACGCUAACUCGAGAAGAAAGGCCGUCGAGUUGACCUAGCGUCAAGUUAUUUAACGAGGCAGCGAAUCAUCCUGGCAUAUCAAGGUUGCCCCUCGCAGCUUGGAUCGGAAACCCGUCAAACUAAAGAGCAGAACACCGAGAGAGGAUGGCACUGAAAAGGAUUCACAAGGAGCUUAACGACCUGGCUCGUGACCCUCCAGCACAGUGCUCAGCCGGCCCAGUGGGUGAUGAUAUGUUUCACUGGCAAGCCACAAUCAUGGGACCUAGUGACAGUCCAUAUCAGGGAGGUGUUUUCUUCUUGACAAUUCAUUUUCCAACAGACUACCCCUUCAAACCACCCAAGGUUGCAUUUACAACAAGAAUUUACCACCCAAAUAUUAACAGUAACGGCAGUAUCUGUCUGGAUAUUCUCAGAUCACAGUGGUCUCCAGCACUUACUAUUUCUAAAGUUCUUCUCUCCAUUUGCUCACUCCUAUGUGACCCAAACCCCGAUGACCCACUAGUGCCAGAGAUCGCACGAAUCUACAAAACAGAUAGUCAGAAGUACAAUAAACUAGCUCAGGAGUGGACAGCGAAGUAUGCCAUGCUUUAGGAUACACCAAAAUGGCAAAAGAAUGGACACAAAAAUACGCAAUGUGAUGGCAUCGUUCGGAAAGCUGGUGGAAAACGUUGUCGCUGGUUCAAACUUAAAAUUCCAGGAUUCUGUUUUUCUUUUUCACUUUAUUUUUUUUGUUAAUCAGCAUUUUACCCCCUCUACCCCCUCUUUUUCCACCUGCGCGCUCAUAAGAAGAUAGUGUUUUCUCUCUAGGACACGUGCCAGUUUCUGUGAGGUUUUCGACUCCCGUUUUGUAUGGAGUUUAAAAAAAUAAUAAAUAUCACCAUGGUUCUGAACACUCGGCUUGAGCAUGCACCAGUAAGAGUUUUUCAACCCAAAAUUGGUGAUGUUAGUCAUUUACUCUGCACACACUUAGUAGAAUCUGAUGCGACUGGUCUCCUGAAGCUGGACAGUAUAUCAACCCCACAAUGGUCCAGCUGGUUCUCGUGGGAGUUGAUAUUUAUUGUGCUGUUGGAUCGGUUUCUCAGGGCAUUUCUAGAGAAGCCUGUCUUUUGCCAUGCCCAUAAAUUCAGAAUUUUAAUGUUUCACAUUGGCAAAAUUCUGUCUUCAUUUAUUUGAAAGCGAAAAUCUGAAAUGGGGAAAUGCCAAUGCUCUGGAGGAUUUUGGAAACUUAGUGGCUCCUGGACUGGUGUGACGUCAGUAUGUUCUUCUGAUCAUUAGUAUAGGGAUUUAUUACCUGAGGAAAGAAGUGUAUCUUAUUCCACUAUCAAAGUGUGUGUACAGAGAAGCACAGCAGUAUAUAUCAAUGUUAAGGAAACAAAAUAUAAGAACUUCAAUGUUGUAUUUUAUGCAUGUUAAUAAAGGUAGGCUAUUAUAUCUGAUAUGUUUCUGCAAAUUAAGUGGAUUGUAAGGCUGAACAGUUGGAAAAAUUUGGUUCCCCUCGAAGGCUUCCUGUUUCUUUUUGUUCUUUAGAAGCCAGUAGAUGAGCAGUUAGUUUUAUGCCCACUCGAACACUGUCUUCUUGUAGCCCUAAAAUAUUGAUGCAAAGCUAAUGGUUGAUAAUCAACUCGUGGCUCUGUUUCUUUUUAGUUUUCCCUUCAAUAAAGUUACUUAAACCAUAAAA
Messenger RNA from Lates calcarifer (barramundi perch), 1978 nucleotides. RefSeq names its product ubiquitin-conjugating enzyme E2 D2. The record is from RefSeq and is a predicted model, not a curated record. Gene Ontology annotation, cellular component: nucleus. Gene Ontology annotation, molecular function: ubiquitin conjugating enzyme activity. The transcript is spliced from 8 exons. NCBI's taxonomy places the organism in Eukaryota, Metazoa, Chordata, Actinopteri, Centropomidae. Bases 445 to 891 code for a protein of 148 amino acids. Gene Ontology annotation, biological process: ubiquitin-dependent protein catabolic process; protein polyubiquitination.